This is a messenger RNA of Prunus persica (peach), 992 nucleotides long. RefSeq names its product PRA1 family protein F2. The record is from RefSeq and is a predicted model, not a curated record. Lineage: Eukaryota; Viridiplantae; Streptophyta; Magnoliopsida; Rosales; Rosaceae. The coding region runs from base 267 to 851 and encodes 194 amino acids. The transcript has a single exon.
UCCGAGAGUUCAUUUGAUAUCGUUUUGGGACAAAACAGCAUUAUACUCGAAUCAGAGCCUUAUUUGGGCUCAGUUUUCUAGUCAAAUUUGGAGAAAAGUCAAGUCGUCGUCCUGUUCAAAAGUAGCUGGAGUCACUUCUUCUUAUCAUCUUCAUGUAACAAUUAAUUCAAUGCAUAAUAUUUUCUUAUAUAUCACAGAACAUCCGAUCCAAAAACAUCAACAACUACUUCUUUCCAAAACCUUCAAUUCAAAUUAUUAUACACCAUAUGGCUAGCUAUGGCACCAUGCAAAGGCCAUCCACCACCUCAACAUCAACACUUCCAACAACUCCUCAUCCCCAUGAACCAAAAGACACAACCAGAAAAACCCGCAACGACUUCAAGCUCCUCUUCCCCUUCAACAUCCCCGCAACCCCCGAAGCUGCCGCGGUUCGUAUCAUCCGAAACUUGGGCUAUUUCCGAUUGUACUACAUACUCUUCAUAUGGACCAUACUCUCCAUAACCCUUCUGCCUAAGCGCAAAGUUUCCUUAAUUUUCUUGGUGGCAAUGACUGCUGUGACCUGCUUGUACCUUGUGCUAUUAAGGGUAGUACCUAAUUCUGUUGUGCUGCAGAAGAUCAUUGAUAGAAGACUGGUCCUGGCCUUGUUGGCCAUUGUGACCAUGGUUGAGCUCAUACUUACCCGUGCAGCCCUUCAUCUGUUUCUGACUUUAGGUUGUGGGACGCCAGUUGUUUUGGUUCAUGCAGUUUUGAGGGUGAGAGAUGAUCUUUUUGUUGAGGAAGAGGCUUGCGCUGCUGGUGAAUUAGUUCCACUCAGACCAACUAGUGAGCCCAAAUUAUCUGAUGCAGUGUGAUAAUUUUAUGGAUUUAUGAAUUUGAGAAUUUUUUGUUUUUUUUUUGUUUUUGUAGCUUCUGAAUUUGUGAAUUAGCCAAUUUCUGAAUUUUUGUUUUUAUAGUUAGAUCUUUAUUGUAUCUAAGAGACUGGAGAUUACUAA